AAUCUACUUAAGAACGUUAAAACCUUCAGUUGGGUUCCUCAGAACGAUAUUCUUGGUCAUAAGAAAUUAGACCUAUUUAUAACUCAUUGUGGUUCCAACGGUAUCUAUGAAGGAGCAUAUCAUGGUGUUCCAAUGUUAGGGAUGGCAGGAACGAUGGAGCAACGCCUUAAUGUCAUCAGGAUAGUAAAAGCUGGAAUUGAAAUAAAAGUCAAUUUCUUCAAAUUCAGCUCUAACGAUAUCGUCGAUGGCGUAAAGAUGCUACUAUCGGAUUCGAGAUACAAAGAGAAUGCCCAAAGAAUUUCUAAAACUCUUAAAGACAAAAAGAUAUCAUCCAAAGACAAAAUUGUGGAUUGGAUAGAAUAUGUAGUAGAUACAGGUGGUGCUCAUCAUUUGAAAGUACAGGGUGAAACGUUAUGGUUUUAUGAGCUUUAUAACCUAGACGUCUUUGCUUUUAUAAUGUUAAUACUGUAUGUAAUUUAUCGAUUAUUAAAGUAUAUUAUAACUAGAAUGCGCAGAUUAAACGCGAAAACAAAGUGUGAUUAA
Trichoplax adhaerens is the source of this 543-nucleotide messenger RNA. RefSeq lists its product as uncharacterized. Gene Ontology annotation, molecular function: UDP-glycosyltransferase activity. The transcript is spliced from 2 exons. Lineage: Eukaryota; Metazoa; Placozoa; Uniplacotomia; Trichoplacea; Trichoplacidae. The record is from RefSeq and is a predicted model, not a curated record. The annotation marks the transcript as partial.